UGGAGUCAUGUGUAGAAGUUCACGCAAGUGAGGAAAGUUCUCUGAUCGCCAUUCACUUGGGAAUGGCCAGAAACGAUUCUUUUACACAUGGCUCAAGCAGCUCACUACUUCCGGUCUUUGACCAAGUAUCCUCUGGGUAGCCUAAGAACAUCCGUUCGAAGGCGAGCUAAAGUGAGAAGGCGAAACAUUCCCUGCAAGGGUUGUGCGCUGGGUUUGAGACCCGCCACGUAAAAAAACACCCCCAGUGAAGAGCUAUAACCAGCCUCGGAUGAGAGACCCCCCUUUUGAUGACGACCAUGGCAAACGAAAUAAGGACUACGAAUUGAGGGCAUGCACCUGGAAUGUCCGGUCCCUUAAUUGGGAAGGUGCCGCUGCCCAGUUGUUGAUGUCCUCGUAAAAACAAAGGCUGACAUCACCGCCGUCCAAGAAAUGCGAUGGACGGGACAAGGACAGAGACGAGUAGGUCCUCGUGACAUUUACUACAGUGGCCAUAUAAAAGAGCGUAAGUUUGGUGUAGGAUUCGUGGUGGGAGAGAGACUCCGUCGCCGAGUACUAUCAUUCACUCCGGUGAAUGAACGUCUAGCCACAAUCCGCAUCAAAGCGAGGUUCUUCAACAUAUCGCUGAUCUGCGCCCACGCCCCGACGGAAGAGAAGGACGAUGUGACCAAAGAUGCCUUUUAUGAGUGCUUGGAGCGCACUUAUGAAGGCUGCCCCCGCCACGAUGUCAAAAUCGUGCUUGGCGACUUUAACGCCAGGGUGGGCAAAGAAGGUGUCUUUGGCACUACAGUCGGUAAAUUCGGCCUCCACGACGAAACAUCCCCUAAUGGGUUGAGGCUGAUUGACUUCGCCGGGGCCCGAAAUAUGGUUAUCUGUAGUACUAGAUUCCAGCAUAAGAAGAUUCAUCAAGCAACCUGGCUGCCUCCGGAUCGAAAAACUACCAACCAGAUCGAUCAUGUUGUGAUAGACGGAAGACACGUCUCCAGUGUUUUAGAUGUGCGUGCGCUCCGAGGUCCUAACAUCGACUCGGACCACUAUCUUGUUGCAGCUAAGAUUCGCACCCGCCUCUGUGCAGCAAAAAACGCGCGCCACCAAACACAAGGAAGGUUCGACGUCGAGAAGCUGCAAUCACAACAGACAGCCGAACGAUUUGCUACUCGGCUUGCACUCCUGCUCUCUGAGAGCACUCGUCAACAACCCGGUAUAAGGGAACUGUGGGACGGAAUUUCAAACUCCUUACGUACAGCUGCAACCGAACCAUUGGUUUUCGGAAAGUGCAAAAGAACAGCUGGUACGACGAGGAGUGCCGUGUCGCAGCGGAGAGAAAACAGGCUGCCUACCUCGCAACGUUACGAUCGACCACAACACGUGCGGGAUGGGAUAGAUACCGAGAGUUGAAGAGGGAAGCGAGACGCAUUUGUAGACAGAAGAAGAAAGAGGCCGAAAUGCGUGAGUACGAAGAGCUUGAUAAGCUGGCGGACAGGGGUAAUGCUCGAAAAUUCUACGAAAAAAUGCGGCGACUUACGGAAGGCUUCAAGACCGGAGCGUACUCUUGUAGAACCCCCAAAGGUGAUCUAGUCACUGAUGCCCAGAGCAUACUUAAAUUAUGGAGGGAACACUUCUCCAGCCUGCUGAAUGGCAGUGAACGCACAACACCAGGAGAAGGAGAACCCGAUUCCCCAAUCGAUGACGAUGGAGCAGAUGUUCCAUUACCCGACCAUGAAGAAGUUCGAAUAGCAAUUGCCCGCCUGAAGAACAACAAAGCGGCAGGUGCCGACGGAUUGCCGGCCGAGCUAUUCAAACACGGCGGCGAAGAACUGAUAAGGUGCAUGCAUCAGCUUCUUUGUAAAAUAUGGUCGGACGAAAGCAUGCCCAACGAUUGGAAUUUAAGUGUGCUAUGCCCAAUCCAUAAAAAAGGAGACCCCACAAUCUGCGCCAACUACCGUGGGAUUAGCCUCCUCAACAUCGCAUAUAAGGUUCUAUCGAGCGUAUUGUGUGAAAGAUUAAAGCCCACCGUCAACAAACUGAUUGGACCUUAUCAGUGUGGCUUCAGACCUGGAAAAUAAACA
Molecule: messenger RNA, 2066 nt
Organism: Bactrocera neohumeralis
Lineage: Eukaryota; Metazoa; Arthropoda; Insecta; Diptera; Tephritidae
Product: craniofacial development protein 2-like
Exons: 2
Coding region: 430-1395 (321 amino acids)
Biological process (GO): chromatin remodeling
Cellular component (GO): nucleus
Source: RefSeq, a predicted model, not a curated record